AUGUUAUUAUCUUCUUGGUUUCACUUCUUUCAUCCACAGCGGGAUAGAAGAGACUCAAGACCUCUUUACAAGCGCUCAUCAUCAACCAUCUUGAAAAAUGGUGCCAGAGAAUUGUUCAUUCCUUACAAAAGCAGACAAAAAAGAGUCAUUAUUCAGCCAACUGAUCCAGAAGUUUAUGAAAGAGAUCGAUUCAAAUUCAAAAAUUUCAUGAAGAACAUAAAUCAGCACGAAAAGGAUGGUGAUCAUGUCUUUAGUUCAAAGUUUUUAAACCAGUUAGUUAUAAUUUGGCAGAUUUUGAUACCUAAGGUUAAUGAUAAGAAUUCUGUUUUAUUGAUUACUCAGUUUUUCUUUUUGAUUUUAAGAACUUGGUUAAGUUUACUUAUUGCUAAAUUGGAUGGUCAGAUCGUUAAGGAUAUUAUUGGUGGUAAGUUUAGGAAGUUUCUGCGUGACCUGAUCUAUUGGUUCUUGAUGGCAGUACCUGCUUCUUAUACCAACAGUGCUAUCAAAUAUCUUGUUAAAAAACUUUCAAUCAAUUUCAGAUCAAAAUUGAUGAGAUAUGUCCAUGACAUGUAUUUGGAUCCUAGAAUGGUUUACUAUAAAGUCUCUUUCAACGAUCAAGCUAUCAAGGAUAUUGAUAAUUUCAUAACAACAGAUAUAAACAGAUUUUGUAACUCCAUUUGCUCAUUAUUUUCUAACAUUGGUAAGCCAAUGAUUGAUUUGGUGUUCUUUUCCGUCUACUUGAGAGACAACUUGGGUACUGCUGGUAUUGCUGGUAUUUUUGCAAAUUAUUUCCUUACUGCAUACAUUUUGAAAAGAAAUACUCCACCAUUUGGUAAAUUAACAAAAGAAAAAUCUGCUUUAGAAGGUGAAUACUAUAAUGAUCAUUUGAAUUUGAUAACCAACAGUGAAGAGAUUGCUUUCUACAAUGGUACAAACUUGGAAAAGAUAAAGAUCAAUGAUAUUUAUCAAAAAAUGAUGAACCAUAUCUUCAAGAUCAAUAGACUGAAAGUCACUUACAAUAUUUUGGAAGAUUACAUUUUGAAAUAUACUUGGUCAGCUUUAGGUUACUUAUUUGCUUCAAUCCCAAUUUUCAUUGUUUCAAUCAAAGAUAAUGUUAAAAAGAGUACCGAAGAGAGAAAUAUGCGUCAAUUCAUAGUCAACAAGCGAUUGAUGUUGAAUUUGGCUGAUGCAGGUAGUAGAUUGAUGUAUUCAAUCAAAGAUAUUUCCAAGUUGACUGGGUACACUGAUAGAGUUUUCACUUUAUUGACUGUAUUACACCAAGUUCAUGCUGUCGAUUUCAAUUAUGGUGAUGAAAACUUGAAUAAUGAUAUAAAAGGUACAAUUCAAUACCAUUACAACGGUUUGAGAUUUGAAAAGAUUAAUGUGAUCAUUCCAUCGCUUAACGGAAGUGAAGGCACCAAAUUGAUUCGUGAUUUAGACUUUAGUCUCAAACAACACGAAAGUAUUUUGAUUUUGGGUAUGAAUGGCUGUGGUAAAACUUCAAUAGAGAGAAUCAUUGCCGGAUUAUGGCCUUUAUACAAUGGUUUGAUCUCUAAACCAAAUGAUGAUGAUAUUAUUUAUUUACCACAAAGAGCUUACUUCAGUAAUGGUACAUUGAGAGAUCAAAUAAUUUAUCCUUUAUCUCACUCUGAAAUGUUGAACGAGGGUAAAACUGACCAAGACUUGAUUAGAAUUUUAAAAGAAGUCAGAUUGGAAUACUUGCUUGAUCGUGAUAUUGGCUUGAACUACCUGGACUCAGUUCAUGAUUGGAAGGACGUUUUAAGUGGAGGUGAAAAGCAAAGAGUCCAAUUUGCAAGAAUCUUGUACAAGAAUCCAAAGUUUGUGGUAUUGGAUGAAGCAACAAAUGCUAUAAGUAGUGAUAUUGAAGCAUACUUGUUUGAUUUAUUGAAGAGAAAGAAUUUUGCAUUCAUAACUCUUUCACAUAGACCAUUAUUGAUCAAAUAUCACGAUCAUUUACUUGAAAUUCAACAAAAUGCAAUCACAUCAAUUGAUAAGGAGAUCAAGGAAAUUGAAGAUAAGUUGAGAGAUGUUGAUUCAAAAGAACAUCGUAAAGUUCAUUUGGAAAACAUGUUAGAUGGUGUUACCGAUACCAAAGAAAUGCUAGACGUCAGUAAAAUUAGUGAAGUUGAUUAA
Molecule: messenger RNA, 2154 nt
Organism: Hansenula anomala
Lineage: Eukaryota; Fungi; Ascomycota; Saccharomycetes; Phaffomycetales; Wickerhamomycetaceae
Gene: PXA1
Product: ATP-binding cassette long-chain fatty acid transporter PXA1
Exons: 3
Coding region: 1-2154 (717 amino acids)
Biological process (GO): peroxisome organization; fatty acid beta-oxidation; very long-chain fatty acid catabolic process
Cellular component (GO): peroxisomal membrane
Molecular function (GO): ABC-type transporter activity; ATP binding; ATP hydrolysis activity
Source: RefSeq, a predicted model, not a curated record